AUGCCUCAAAAGGAUGAUUUAGUGAGUGAAUUUGUAUCCCUUACACAGUGCGAAUCCAAGACAGCCAAGGACUUCCUUAGAAGAAAUCAGUGGAAGUUGGAAUAUGCGUUGAACGACUACUACGAUCAAAUGCCUGGUGGAUUUAUAGAAGAGCCGCACACACCAGUGACAUACCCCGAGGAACUAUUAGCACUAUAUGAUAAAUACGUUCUGGAAGACCAAAACAAGAUAGAUAUCGAUGGCAUGAUCCAGCUGAUUGAAGAUCUCGAUUACAAGCUAGAAGAUCUGGUGACAAUAUGUCUUGCCAAACUACUACAUUGCACCAGGCUGGCAGAUGGAAUAAGCAAGGAUCAGUUUCUACACAAUUGGUACAUGCAAGGAUGCUCGACAUUACCUCAAAUGCGCCAUGUUCUGGAUGACCUCGACACCAAGCUCCACACAGACCUAGAGUACAUGACAGACAUCUACAAUUACACUUUCGACUUAGCUCUCGACCAAAACAAGCGUGAUCUAGAUACAGAUACUGCCGCAGAGUACUGGCGCCUUUUCUUUCAACCAGGAACUGCCGUACAUGUCAACCCAGCUCUUUUAAACUCAUGGCUAGCCUUCCUCGAUAGCGAACAGAAGACAGUUGUUACUAGGGACACUUGGAAGAUGUUACUAGAAUUUUUCAAGCAAUUUCCUUCUCUCAGCGCCGUCAAGACAAGCUACAAUGAGGCAGACGCCUGGCCAUACAUUAUAGAUGAGUAUUACGAGUAUCUUGAGGACUCACGACUGAUAUGA
Torulaspora delbrueckii is the source of this 783-nucleotide messenger RNA. RefSeq names its product NEDD8 ligase DCN1 (gene DCN1). The transcript is spliced from 2 exons. Gene Ontology annotation, biological process: protein neddylation; positive regulation of ubiquitin-protein transferase activity. Gene Ontology annotation, molecular function: cullin family protein binding; ubiquitin-like protein binding; ubiquitin conjugating enzyme binding. The coding region runs from base 1 to 783 and encodes 260 amino acids. Lineage: Eukaryota; Fungi; Ascomycota; Saccharomycetes; Saccharomycetales; Saccharomycetaceae. The record is from RefSeq and is a predicted model, not a curated record. Gene Ontology annotation, cellular component: ubiquitin ligase complex.